AUGCUCAUCCCCAAGACUGCUUCAUGGGUGGUGAGGAAGAUAAUAGCAUCAAGGGAACUGGUGUUGCAAGGGCAAGUAGCUGAUGGAACACUGCAAACAAUACUGAAAUCAGCUCUGAUUGGAAAUGGCUUUGCCAUCAGGAAAAUGUACUUGACUCUGCUACCCCAACAUCCCAAGGUUGAAUGGAAGAGUUUAUCCCUGCAAGCUAGUAUACAUCCCAGAUAUAAAUUCAUAUUAUGGUUAGCUUUACACCAGAGGUUGGCAACUGUUGAUAGACUGAUGAAGCUUGGAAUCCAGGUGCCACCAGAUUGUGCUUUUUGUGGGCUGUACAGGGAAACAUUUGCACACCUGUUCUUUGAAUGUGCUAUCACCAGACAGAUGUGGUAUAGAUUAUGUGUGUGGAUGGGUUAUCGGAGGAACAUUGCUGAUUGGAAUACAGAGGUGAAAUGGGCUUGUAAAUUGGCCAAGAAAAGAGCAGGCCUGGCAGAAAUUUCCAGCUGUGCAUUUGCAAUGAUUGUUGAUGCUAUAUGGAGGGAAUGGAACAAGCUAAGAUUUCAGAAUAGCAGUCUACUGGCAGCUAAGGUACUGAAGGACAUUGUGAUACAGUUAAACAUUAGAGGCCAAGCUAAUAGAAGAUGGUAUGAUGCACUGCAGGGACUGAAUGCAUAUCCAUAG
Molecule: messenger RNA, 675 nt
Organism: Lycium ferocissimum
Lineage: Eukaryota; Viridiplantae; Streptophyta; Magnoliopsida; Solanales; Solanaceae
Exons: 1
Coding region: 1-675 (224 amino acids)
Source: RefSeq, a predicted model, not a curated record